AAUCAGGACCUCCUUGUCACAAACAAUAGUUUAAUUAUAACUAAAAAUUCUAUUGUAGUAUAUAAUGGAACUGAUAUUAUUACAACAUUCGAAUACAUACCAGAAACAGAACCAGACCUACCCACACAACAUUUGGAAAAUGCCGAU
Ambispora leptoticha is the source of this 147-nucleotide messenger RNA. The record is from the annotation of a GenBank genome assembly. Lineage: Eukaryota; Fungi; Glomeromycota; Glomeromycetes; Archaeosporales; Ambisporaceae.